Trifolium pratense (red clover) is the source of this 1363-nucleotide messenger RNA. Its product is annotated as GDSL esterase/lipase At3g26430-like. The transcript has 5 exons. Bases 54 to 1259 code for a protein of 401 amino acids. Gene Ontology annotation, molecular function: hydrolase activity, acting on ester bonds. The record is from RefSeq and is a predicted model, not a curated record. Lineage: Eukaryota; Viridiplantae; Streptophyta; Magnoliopsida; Fabales; Fabaceae.
AUUAGAUCUGAGGGAUUUCUAAAUGAAAGUGAGAAAGUGACACAAAAAAAAGCAUGAAAAUGAGAGUUAUGGAGCAAUAUGGAGAGAAAUUGAGACAAGUUAUUAUUAUUAUGUCAUGGGUUGUAAUUUCAACAGUGGUAACAUGUUCUGUAACUGAAGCAAGGAAUUGUAGUUUCCCUUACCCAGCAAUAUUCAAUUUUGGAGAUUCAAAUUCCGACACUGGUGGCCUCUCAGCAGCUUUUGGACAAGCUCCUCCUCCCAAUGGAAUCACUUUUUUUCACACUCCUGCCGGACGCUAUUCCGAUGGUCGUCUCAUCAUUGAUUUCUUAGCACAAAACUUAGGGUUGCCUUAUUUGAGUGCCUACUUGGACUCAGUAGGUUCAAACUUCAGUAAUGGGGCCAAUUUUGCAACAGCAGGAUCCACAAUUAGACCUCAGAAUACAACGAAGUCUCAAAGUGGAUAUAGUCCUAUAUCCCUAGACGUUCAACUUAUACAAUACUCUGAUUUCAAAACAAGAUCCAUACUUAUUCGCAAAAAAGGAGAUAUGCUUAAAACAUUGUUGCCCAAAGAAGAGUAUUUUUCUAAGGCUUUAUACACUUUUGAUAUUGGCCAAAAUGAUCUCACUGCUGGCUACAAACUCAACAUGACCACUGAACAAGUCAAGGCAUAUAUACCUGAUGUAUUAGGCCAGUUCUCUAAUGUCAUAAGGAGUGUAUACAAAGAAGGUGCAAGGUCGUUUUGGAUACACAACACAGGUCCAUUGGGAUGCCUCCCAUACAUGUUGGACCGAUAUCCGAUGAAUGCAGCCCAAAUAGAUAAAUUUGGGUGUGCCACACCGUUCAACGAGGUGGCACAAUAUUUUAACCACAAAUUAAAAGAAAUUGUUGUGCAACUGAGGAAAGAGCUUUCAGAAGCCACGAUUGUGUAUGUUGAUGUGUACACAGUGAAGUACACCCUCAUUAGCCAAGCACAAAAACACGGUUUUGAGAAUGGUGUGAUUGCAUGUUGUGGACAUGGUGGGAAGUACAACUUCAAUAAUACAGAAAGAUGUGGAGCUACCAAGAUUGUGAAUGGAGAAAAAAUUGUGAUAGCUAAAUCAUGUAAAGAUCCAAGUGUGAGAAUUAUUUGGGAUGGAAUUCAUUACACUGAAGCUGCUAAUAAGUGGAUCUUCCAACAAAUUGUUAAUGGACAUUUUUCAGAUCCAUCUAUCUCUUUGAAAAUGGAUUGUCAUGACCAUGAAUCCAUCCACCAAUAUUAGUCAAUUUUUUGACUUCUAAUUCUUAAACAUGAUGAGAUUAAAAUUCACAUUUGUGUACCGAUGAAUUUUGACUGUGAGAUUAAAAUUCACAUUUUUUUUGGGUA